Camelina sativa (false flax) is the source of this 759-nucleotide messenger RNA. NCBI's taxonomy places the organism in Eukaryota, Viridiplantae, Streptophyta, Magnoliopsida, Brassicales, Brassicaceae. The record is from RefSeq and is a predicted model, not a curated record.
CUAUCAUCAACCAACAACAAGCAAUCCAAUAACUUGAAUCUGUUUAUUCAUCAUCCGAAGCUUUAAAGAGAAUUCAAAAAAUUUCAGACAAAAAAAAAUAGAAAUGGCUUUGGUGAGAAGUCUAUUGGGAGCAAAGAAGAUUUUAAGCCGCUCCGCCAGAGCAACCUCGGCGGCACCAAAAGGGUUUCUUGCAGUGUAUGUAGGAGAGAGCCAGAAGAAGAGAUAUUUGGUGCCAAUUUCAUACUUGAACCAGCCUUCAUUCCAAGCCCUCCUCAGUAAAUCGGAGGAAGAGUUUGGAUUUGAUCAUCCGAUGGGUGGCUUAACGAUUCCCUGUCCGGAAGAUACCUUCAUCAAUGUGACUUCUCGGCUCCAAUGAUGAUGAUCCAACAUUUUUUGUUCUUCCUAGUUUAGAAAUAGGGAUUAUUCAUUGUAAAUAGCUGAGCAUUUUUGCUCUUUCUUCUUGAAAGAGUUGUUAUAAAUGUCAUUUUUUUAUGGAGCUGACAUUAUCAUAUCAAAUUUCAAGACAUUUUGAAACAAUCUUUGAAAACUAAAGACCACAACAUUUGAAGAACCUCUAUUUAUAGUUAAAAAUCAUGGUUAGACAAAAUAUAAGUUACCGUAUUUAUCAUCCGAUUUUCAUUAUUAAGAUAAUAAGGAAACUAAUAAUCUUGUAUUUUAAAAAGAAAAAAAAAAUGUAAUAUUUGGUGUACUUAUCUAAAAUCUUAUUUUUACCCGCUUUAUUUUACCAAGUAGAUUGAA